This is a messenger RNA of Sapajus apella (tufted capuchin), 909 nucleotides long. RefSeq names its product aurora kinase A interacting protein 1 (gene AURKAIP1). Gene Ontology annotation, biological process: mRNA processing. The transcript is spliced from 4 exons. The record is from RefSeq and is a predicted model, not a curated record. Gene Ontology annotation, cellular component: mitochondrion. Bases 236 to 835 code for a protein of 199 amino acids. NCBI's taxonomy places the organism in Eukaryota, Metazoa, Chordata, Mammalia, Primates, Cebidae.
GGGACCAGUCGGAGCUGAGGAACCGGGGUCGGACCGUGACUCCCUAAAACGGAAACCGUCGCCUUUCGGGCCCGGCGGGGCCUGCGACGACGCAGAAUCCGGGGCCGCGCUGCGCUGCGCUGCGCGUAGGAACCGCCAGGCAGCCGCUGCCGAUCCGAGCGGGCUCGGGGACGGACCGGAAGUGCGUGAGGGCGGCCGUGGAACGCUCCGCCGGGCCCGGGCCGCCGCGCAGACCAUGCUCCUGGUGCGCCUGACCUCCCCGCUGUUCAGGGCCGUUCCCUGGGCCGGCCGCCGCGGGCUCUGGCCCAGCUCGGGAGCGCCGCGCGGCCGGGCCUGCGGGCGGGGGAGCAGCGCGCAGCCAGCCGGCCCGGGCGGGGCGGCCCCCCUCCCCCGCAGGGCGGCCCCGCCGGCGCUGGAGGAGACGCUGGUCCCCAGGAAGAUGUCCGUCGGCCCGCUGGAGAGCUGGCUUACGGCCCGCUGCCUCCUGCCCGGACUGGAUGCCGGGACCCCGGGGACUGUGGCUCCACCCCAGGCCCACGAGUGUCCGCCCUGCCGCACGGGGGAGGGGGCCGCGCAGGGGCACGGGGGGGUCGGGGGGGCGCCCCCGAUGCGGUGCAGAAACGUGCUGAAGAUCCGCCGGCGGAAGAUGAACCGCCAUAAGUACCGGAAGCUGGUGAAGAGGACGCGGUUCCUGCGGCGGAAGGUCCGGGAAGGGCGCCUGAAACGGAAGCAGCUCAAGUUCGAGAGAGACCUGAGGCGCAUCUGGCUGAAGGCGGGGCUGAAGGAAGCCCCCGAAGGCUGGCAGACCCCCAAGAUCUACCAGCGGGGCCGAUGAGCCUGGCACCGCCCUCCCGCCGCUGCUGCUGUGAUCCGUGGGAAUAAAUGCUCGGAGUACUCAGCCGUCCCCGC